Messenger RNA from Ctenocephalides felis (cat flea), 1448 nucleotides. RefSeq lists its product as uncharacterized. The record is from RefSeq and is a predicted model, not a curated record. Bases 302 to 1327 code for a protein of 341 amino acids. Lineage: Eukaryota; Metazoa; Arthropoda; Insecta; Siphonaptera; Pulicidae. Gene Ontology annotation, biological process: peptidoglycan catabolic process. Gene Ontology annotation, molecular function: N-acetylmuramoyl-L-alanine amidase activity; zinc ion binding. The transcript is spliced from 5 exons.
GCUAAAAUCUCUUUUUAAGACACUUUUCUACUUAAAAGUGUCCAAAAACAUUCAAGAAUUCUUCCGGGAUGGCUAGAAGAUACUUUGGGGAAAUAUUAGAUGCUUGCUUCAUCAGUGAGUAAGAAGGGAAAAGUCGAAUUUGAGUUGAGAAAUCAGUUUUGGAUGUGAAAAUUUAUUAAGUUUUGUGACUAAAAGAAGGGAAAUUGGAAAUCGAUGAUCGGAUAGCAAGGAAAAGAUACGUUGGAAGAAAUUUGAAAAAUUUCUUUUAAAUCUGGAGGAGGUACAUGCAUAGUUUUUCGGCAUGGCGCCAAACGUCGACCAACCGGUAAAAAAAUCACCAGAGUUGUCAGAAUGUUCUCCACUUCUGGAGAACAAAAUUCCAUCAAACAACUACGACAGUACAACACAAUCACCAUUAGAAGGCAACCAACAAAAACCAAUUUUUAAAAAUUCAGAAGAUAUAGAAGGUCAAUAUUUGUACACUAAAACCAGCUGCAAAUGUAAAGGAAGAUUUUUCUCCAUCGGAGCCAUUGGAUUGAUUUUUUUGGGAGGCAUGACUGUGGGAUGUUAUCUUCUGAACCAGUAUGAUCACGAAUGGGUAACCAACACACCAUUCGAACUAGUUGACAGAAGAAAUUGGCAACUUCUAGAAUUUCUACCACGUGUACGAAUUUCCAGAAGUGAAACCAAAUCUAAGGAUGAAGAUCAAUUAUCCAGGACAUCAGGAUGGGAAUCGUCUUCAGCAUCUGGAAGUACUGAAAAAAAUAACAAGUCGAAGGAUGGUUUACCAUUGUUUCAAGAAGUUGUUUUCGUGGAACCAGAAAAUUCAACUGGUGUGAUGGAUCCAGGAACUGGGAAAACUGGGAAAUUUGGGAAAAGGAGAAGGAUGCAACCAGCUACUUAUGUUGUGAUUGCACAUACUGAAGGACCAACUUGUUAUAAAAAGGAACAUUGUUUGCAGAUUUUGCGACAGUUGCACGCUAAAAGUAUAUCUGUAAUGGGUCUUUUGGAUAUUCCAUACAAUUUUCUGAUUGGCGGAGAUGGUCAUACUUAUGAAGGAAGAGGUUGGCAUGAUCAUGAUGCCCUAAAACACUCUCUAAAAAAUCAUACCACACUCAGUGUUGCUUUAAUAGGCGAUUUCACCCAUGACCUACCUCCCAAAAAACAACUGGAAGAAGCAAAAGCAUUUAUCAUAGAAUCAAUCAGAAGAAGAAAACUAUCACCAAAUUACUAUUUAGUUGGACACAGACAAAUCAACAAAAACACCAAAUCACCAGGAGAUGCCUUGAUGGAAGAAAUUACCGGUUGGAGACAUUGGCAACCAUGAUCGAAAAACUAUUGCUAUAAUUAUGUAAUCAAAAAAAGGAAUUUAAGACUGUUGAAUUUUGAUUUGAUUUUUGGAAAUUUUUGGACCAAUACUCGGAUAAAAUAGUAAUGUUAUGGUACCA